UACAAAACACACGACCGAUUCCAAAAAGUUAAAAAUCGUAUUGUUUCAAUAAUUGGGGCACUUUAAGAAUAUGCUUCGCCGCAUAUUCAGUAGCGCAUUGCUGCGCACCACAACAACAUGCCAUUUUCCGGCGGCAAGCAUGUCUCAGUACGGACCACAAUUUGUGGACCCGGUGUUUAAGAAGGAACGUCUCACGGCCCUUGAGGAAAGUGGAGAGAUUUCCAAAAUUGCCCACGUGCCCAUCAAGGCAGCCCGAAACCAUGAUUCCUGUUCGGUGUUUCACGAUGACUUGGUUAGCAAGUUUAUAAAUUAUGUAAUGAAGAAGGGCGAGAAAGCGCUAGCUAGGGAGAUAGUGGAGAAGGGCUUUGAAAAUAUCAAGCGACUGCAGUUGGAACGAUACCAUUUGGCGGAAAGUGAGGAGGAAAAGGCCAAGAUUGAAUUGAGUCCUCGUGCGCUUUUGAGGCAGGCAGUGGAAAAUUCUCGCCCGUUGCUGCAGCUAACACCCAUCAAGCGAGGUGGUGUCCGGUAUCAGGUGCCGGUUCCAAUAACCGAGCACCGAUCGUACUUUUUGGCGAUGAAGUGGCUACUGGAAGCGAUCAGGGAGAAGGAACGUAAGGUGCAUUUCCCGGAGAAGAUGGCCUGGGAGGUGUUGGAUGCUGCAGCCAACCAGGGAAAGGUCAUUAAGCGGAAACAGGAACUGCACCGGCAGUGUGAGGCGAACCGAGCUUAUGCUCACUACCGAUGGAGUUAGAAAGUGUGGAGGUAAUUGAUAGGAGUGUUUGAAAUGAAAUACAGUGUGGAUAGAUCAUCUAUAA
Molecule: messenger RNA, 815 nt
Organism: Ochlerotatus camptorhynchus
Lineage: Eukaryota; Metazoa; Arthropoda; Insecta; Diptera; Culicidae
Gene: mRpS7
Product: mitochondrial ribosomal protein S7
Exons: 2
Coding region: 71-751 (226 amino acids)
Biological process (GO): translation; ribosomal small subunit assembly
Cellular component (GO): mitochondrial small ribosomal subunit; ribosome
Molecular function (GO): rRNA binding; structural constituent of ribosome; mRNA binding
Source: RefSeq, a predicted model, not a curated record